GCUAAGAUGGCAAUGAGCAGCGUCCUCAACACUGAUGACAUCAAGAAAGCUGUAGAAGCAUUUGCAGCUGCUGACUCCUUUGACCAUAAGAAGUUUUUCGAGAUGGUGGGUCUGAGGGCCAAACCCUUUGACGAUGUGAAGAAGGUCUUCGCGGUGCUGGACGCCGACAACAGCGGCUACAUAGAGGAGGAGGAGCUUAAAUUCGUCCUGAAGGGUUUCGCCAAAAAUGGCAGGGACCUGACUGACAAAGAAACCAAAAUAUUUUUAAGAGCAGCCGACAAGGAUGGAGACGGCAAGAUCGGAGUUGAAGAAUUUGCUGCCAUGGUGAAGGAGUAA
Messenger RNA from Limanda limanda (common dab), 336 nucleotides. It is a transcript of the gene pvalb6, whose product is annotated as parvalbumin 6. The record is from RefSeq and is a predicted model, not a curated record. NCBI's taxonomy places the organism in Eukaryota, Metazoa, Chordata, Actinopteri, Pleuronectiformes, Pleuronectidae. The transcript is spliced from 4 exons. Gene Ontology annotation, molecular function: calcium ion binding. Gene Ontology annotation, cellular component: nucleus; cytoplasm. Bases 7 to 336 code for a protein of 109 amino acids.